Messenger RNA from Ectocarpus sp. CCAP 1310/34, 313 nucleotides. The record is from the annotation of a GenBank genome assembly. Lineage: Eukaryota; Phaeophyceae; Ectocarpales; Ectocarpaceae.
CGAGUGCUACAUCAGGGGAAUGAUGCGUACACAUGCUAGCCUCGAAAAGGUAUCGGCGGCGGCGAACGAAGCAGGGGCGAAAGCUGGAAGCAGAAGGGCCCUGACUUCCCACAGCCAGGUCCACUCGCGAGAUACAAGAAUGCCGCCGGCCUCUUCAGGAUUCGAAUCCGACUGCAUGCACACAGCGAGGGGAGCGGAGUCAGACACGAUGAUAACGGCCAGGGAUAUGCACACCUCGAGAACGGACGACUACCUGUCGGCCGUAGAGCCCAACACAUGCCGGAGUAUGGGCACUCUCUUCGAGGUACUGUAA